AACGCUGAUCGGCCUAUUUCUUCAUCCUCCAGCUCAGAAAAAUCUAAGAAAUAAUGAUGGAGAUCGAUGAAAAUGAUUUGAAGAAGGGGCCAUGGACACCAGAGGAGGAUCAAAAGCUGAUCGAUUACAUCCAGAAACAUGGCCAUGGGAGUUGGAGAGCACUUCCAAAGCUUGCAGGACUGAACAGGUGUGGAAAGAGUUGCAGGCUUAGGUGGACCAAUUAUCUGAGGCCUGAUAUCAAGAGGGGGAAGUUUUCUGAGGAAGAGGAACAUAUCAUCAUCAAUCUACAUUCAGUUCUUGGAAACAAGUGGUCGGCCAUAGCCAGCCAUCUUCCAGGGAGGACGGAUAACGAAAUCAAGAACUUUUGGAACACCCAUUUAAAGAAAAAGCUUCUCCAGAUGGGUAUAGAUCCAGUCACCCACAGGCCAAGAACUGACCUCGAUCUUCUUUCCAAUCUGCCACAAUUGCUUGCUGCUGCCAAUUUGGCAAAUCCUUGGGUCGACAAUGUUCUCAGGCUACAAUCAGAUGCCACACAACUUGCAAAGAUCCAAGUUCUGAACAAUAUAAUCCGAGUCCUAAGCUCGGCUCCUGCUCCAACUAUGGAAGCAAUUAAUCAUUUUCGGUCCUCGUCAAUAUUACCGGACCAACAGCAGCUUUAUGAGUACUUGCAAAUGAAUUCCAAACUUGAAGGACUACUCGUUAAUGGCUCAAUUGGUUUUCCUAGUACUCAUGAUCAAAUGCAGUCCAAGCUUACAAACUAUGAAGCUAAUUUUCAGCUACCACAAUUAUCUGGUGAUCAUCAGCAUGCUCAGAAUAUUAUAAAUGGCUUGAAAAAUUAUACCAGCAGUAACAGUGAUUGUGUUGACCAAGUUGCUAAUUCAUCAUAUUCUAUCCCACCUUCAAAUGUGCUUCCUAACUUGGUUUCAGCCUCGCCUGAUCAGUGUAGCUCAAUUGUCAGCCAAAUCGAAAACCAGAUUAACUCAAACGAUAUUAUAUCCAACGACCCUUCAUCCAUUUCAACCACCUUUGAACCUUUGGGAGAUAUCUUGGAGAAUGAAGCAAGCGACUCUUACUGGAAAGAUUUUAUCGAACAAGCUUCUUCGCAGUCAUGGCCAAUGUCAUAGAGCAACGCGCUUCCUUAUAUAUAUAUAUAUUACUGGAGUUAAGAUUCAUUUGUAAACCAGAUACAUGUAUAAUAUAUAUAUGUACAUUGAUCUGGAUUCAAGAAAAUUUUAGUUGUUUUGUGUACAUAUAUAAUAUACUCUAGCCUUGUAUGAAUUAAGAGUACCGAUCUAUAAAUCGAUCAUUUCAUGUAAGCCUUUUUCUUACAGUGUAUUUAUUAGUGUUAUAUAUCAGGGAGCCGUUGAUCGUGUGAUCUUUAUAUAUA
Juglans microcarpa x Juglans regia is the source of this 1387-nucleotide messenger RNA. Its product is annotated as transcription factor MYB53. The coding region runs from base 54 to 1124 and encodes 356 amino acids. The record is from RefSeq and is a predicted model, not a curated record. Lineage: Eukaryota; Viridiplantae; Streptophyta; Magnoliopsida; Fagales; Juglandaceae. The transcript is spliced from 4 exons.